This is a messenger RNA of Pongo pygmaeus (Bornean orangutan), 11608 nucleotides long. It is a transcript of the gene ATP7B, whose product is annotated as ATPase copper transporting beta. The transcript has 21 exons. The record is from RefSeq and is a predicted model, not a curated record. Gene Ontology annotation, molecular function: ATP hydrolysis activity; ATPase-coupled monoatomic cation transmembrane transporter activity; copper ion binding. Gene Ontology annotation, cellular component: membrane. Gene Ontology annotation, biological process: monoatomic cation transport. The coding region runs from base 64 to 4755 and encodes 1563 amino acids. Lineage: Eukaryota; Metazoa; Chordata; Mammalia; Primates; Hominidae.
GCCAAUUGUGCGUUACUAUUGGUUACUGGUAGCCGCUUCCCACGGCUUUCCAGUCAAUAGAAUAUGCCGAGGCGAAGACUAGUGUGCGGCGUGGCGAACACGGCUCCCGCCCCCUUGGGCGGGACAGCAGUGGGGGUUGGGCUGAGGAGGGCGUGGCCUGUGAUUGACAGCCGUCGCUCCCUCCCUCGGCCACUUCCCCCACUAGAAGCCCCCGCCUGGGCGCCUGCGCCCCCGUCCCCGGCCCAAAGCCCGCCGCCCGUUGGAGGCCAUUGGCUGGCCUUUGCGCACCGCGGGUCGAUUUUCCAGGUGCGGAGUUCACUCUCGCCGCGGUUGCUGCGUUUGGGACCCGCGGCGCCCGGCAGCCAGGCGCAGAGUCCGAGGAGGGGGCAGCGCAGAGCGGAUCCGACGCGGCGCCGCCGGGCACCUUCCCCGCAGGCGGUGACCUUUUGCUCUGAGCCGGAUCAGAGAAGAAUUCGGUGUCCCCGCGGGACGAUGCCUGAGCAGAAGAGACAGAUCACAGCCAGAGAAGGGGCCAGUCGGAAAAUCUUAUCUAAGCUUUCUUUGCCUACCCGUGCCUGGGAACCAGCAAUGAAGAAGAGUUUUGCUUUUGACAAUGUUGGCUACGAAGGUGGUCUGGAUGGCCUGGGCCCUUCUUCUCAGGUGGCCACCAGCACAGUCAGGAUCUUGGGCAUGGCUUGCCAGUCAUGUGUGAAGUCCAUUGAGGACAGGAUUUCCAAUUUGAAAGGCAUCGUCAGCAUGAAGGUUUCCUUGGAACAAGGCAGUGCCACUGUGAAAUAUGUGCCAUCGGUUGUGAGCCUGCAACAGGUUUGCCAUCAAAUUGGGGACAUGGGCUUCGAGGCCAGUAUUGCAGAAGGAAAGGCAGCCUCCUGGCCCUCAAGGUCCUUGCCUGCCCAGGAGGCUGUGGUCAAGCUCCGGGUGGAGGGCAUGACCUGCCAGUCCUGUGUCAGCUCCAUUGAAGGCAAGGUCCGGAAACUGCAAGGAGUAGUGAGAGUCAAAGUCUCACUCAGCAACCAAGAGGCUGUCAUCACUUAUCAGCCUUAUCUCAUUCAGCCGGAAGACCUCAGGGACCAUGUAAAUGACAUGGGAUUUGAAGCUGCCAUCAAGAACAAAGUGGCUCCCUUAAGCCUGGGACCAAUUGAUAUUGAGCGGUUACAAAGCACUAACCCAAAGAGACCUUUAUCUUCUGCUAACCAGAAUUUUAAUAAUUCUGAGACCUUGGGGCACCAAGGAAGCCAUGUGGUCACCCUCCAACUGAGAAUAGACGGAAUGCAUUGUAAAUCUUGCGUCUUGAAUAUUGAAGAAAAUAUUGGCCAGCUCCUAGGGGUUCAAAGUAUUCAAGUGUCCUUGGAGAACAAAACUGCCCAAGUACAGUAUGACCCUUCUUGUACCAGCCCAGUGGCUCUGCAGAGGGCUAUCGAGGCACUUCCACCUGGGAACUUUAAAGUUUCUCUUCCUGAUGGAGCCGAAGGGAGUGGGACAGAUCACAGGUCUUCCAGUUCUCAUUCCCCUGGCUCCUACCCGAGAAACCAGGUCCAGGGCACAUGCAGUACCACUCUGAUUGCCAUUGCCGGCAUGACCUGUGCAUCCUGUGUCCAUUCCAUUGAAGGCGUGAUCUCCCAACUGGAAGGGGUGCAGCAAAUAUCGGUGUCUUUGGCCAAAGGGACUGCAACAGUUCUUUAUAAUCCCUCUGUAAUUAGCCCAGAAGAACUCAGAGCUGCUAUAGAAGACAUGGGAUUUGAGGCUUCAGUCGUUUCUGAAAGCUGUUCUACUAACCCUCUUGGAAACCACAAUGCUGGGAAUUCCGUGGUGCAAACUACAGGUGGUACACCUACAUCUGUGCAGGAAGUGGCUCCUCACGCUGGGAGGCUCCCUACAAACCAUGCCCCGGACAUCUUGGCAAAUUCCCCACAAUCAACCAGAGCAGUGGCACCGCAGAAGUGUUUCUUACAGAUCAAAGGCAUGACCUGUGCGUCCUGUGUGUCUAACAUAGAAAGGAAUCUGCAGAAAGAAGCUGGUGUUCUCUCCGUGUUGGUUGCCUUGAUGGCAGGAAAGGCAGAAGUCAAGUAUGACCCAGAAGUCAUCCAGCCGCUCGAGAUAGCUCAGUUCAUCCAGGACCUGGGCUUUGAGGCAGCAGUCAUGGAGGACUACGCAGGCUCCGAUGGCAACAUUGAGCUGACAAUCACAGGGAUGACCUGCGCGUCCUGUGUCCACAACAUAGAGUCCAAACUCACGAGGACAAAUGGCAUCACUUAUGCCUCCGUUGCCCUUGCCACCAGCAAAGCCCUUGUUAAGUUUGACCCGGAAAUUAUCGGUCCACGGGAUAUUAUCAAAAUUAUUGAGGAAAUUGGCUUUCAUGCUUCCCUGGCCCAGAGAAAGCCCAACGCUCAUCACUUGGACCACAAGAUGGAAAUAAAGCAAUGGAAGAAGUCUUUCCUGUGCAGCCUGGUGUUUGGCAUCCCUGUCAUGGCCUUAAUGAUCUAUAUGCUGAUACCCAGCAACGAGCCCCACCAGUCCAUGGUCCUGGACCACAACAUCAUUCCAGGACUGUCCAUUCUAAAUCUCAUCUUCUUUAUCUUGUGUACCUUUGUCCAGCUCCUCGGCGGAUGGUACUUCUACGUUCAGGCCUACAAAUCUCUGAGACACAGGUCAGCCAACAUGGACGUGCUCAUCGUCCUGGCCACGAGCAUUGCUUACGUCUAUUCUCUGGUCAUCCUGGUGGUUGCUGUGGCUGAGAAGGCGGAGAGGAGCCCUGUGACAUUCUUCGACACGCCCCCCAUGCUCUUCGUGUUCAUUGCCCUGGGCCGGUGGCUGGAACACUUGGCAAAGAGCAAAACCUCAGAAGCCCUGGCUAAACUCAUGUCUCUCCAAGCCACAGAAGCCACCGUUGUGACCCUUGGUGAGGACAAUUUAAUCAUCAGGGAGGAGCAAGUCCCCAUGGAGCUGGUGCAGCGGGGCGAUAUCGUCAAGGUGGUCCCUGGGGGAAAGUUUCCAGUGGACGGGAAAGUCCUGGAAGGCAAUACCAUGGCUGAUGAGUCCCUUAUCACGGGAGAAGCCAUGCCAGUCACUAAGAAACCUGGAAGCACUGUAAUUGCGGGGUCUAUAAAUGCACAUGGCUCUGUGCUCAUUAAAGCCACCCACGUGGGCAAUGACACCACUUUGGCUCAGAUUGUGAAACUGGUGGAAGAGGCUCAGAUGUCAAAGAACCCCAACAAGCACAUCUCCCAGACGGAGGUGAUCAUCCGGUUUGCGUUCCAGACGUCCAUCACGGUGCUGUGCAUUGCCUGCCCCUGCUCCCUGGGGCUGGCCACGCCCACGGCUGUCAUGGUGGGCACCGGGGUGGCCGCGCAGAACGGCAUCCUCAUCAAGGGAGGCAAGCCCCUGGAGAUGGCGCACAAGAUAAAGACUGUGAUGUUUGACAAGACUGGCACCAUUACCCAUGGCGUCCCCAGGGUCAUGCGGGUGCUCCUGCUGGGAGAUGUGGCCACACUGCCCCUCAGGAAGGUUCUGGCUGUGGUGGGGACUGCGGAGGCCAGCAGUGAACACCCCUUGGGCGUGGCAGUCACCAAAUACUGUAAAGAGGAACUUGGAACAGAGACCUUGGGAUACUGCACGGACUUCCAGGCAGUGCCAGGCUGUGGAAUUGGGUGCAAAGUCAGCAACGUGGAAGGCAUCCUGGCCCACAGUGAGCGCCCUUUGAGUGCACCGGCCAGUCACCUGAAUGAGGCUGGCAGCCUUCCUGCAGAAAAAGAUGCAGCCCCCCAGACCUUCUCUGUGCUGAUUGGAAACCGUGAGUGGCUGAGGCGCAACGGUUUAACCAUUUCUAGCGACGUCAGUGACGCUAUGACAGACCACGAGAUGAAAGGACAGACGGCCAUCCUGGUGGCUAUUGACGGUGUGCUCUGUGGGAUGAUCGCUAUCGCAGACGCUGUCAAGCAGGAGGCUGCCCUGGCUGUCCACACGCUGCAAAGCAUGGGUGUGGACGUGGUUCUGAUCACGGGGGACAACCGGAAGACAGCCAGAGCCAUUGCCACCCAGGUUGGCAUCAACAAAGUCUUUGCAGAGGUGCUGCCUUCGCACAAGGUGGCCAAGGUCCAGGAGCUCCAGAAUAAAGGGAAGAAAGUCGCCAUGGUGGGGGAUGGGGUCAAUGACUCCCCGGCCUUGGCCCAGGCAGACAUGGGUGUCGCCAUUGGCACCGGCACGGAUGUGGCCAUCGAGGCAGCCGACGUCGUCCUUAUCAGAAAUGAUUUGCUGGAUGUGGUAGCUAGCAUUCACCUUUCCAAGAGGACUGUCCGAAGGAUACGCAUCAACCUGGUCCUGGCACUGAUUUAUAACCUGGUUGGGAUACCCAUUGCGGCAGGUGUCUUCAUGCCCAUCGGCAUUGUGCUGCAGCCCUGGAUGGGCUCAGCGGCCAUGGCGGCCUCCUCUGUGUCUGUGGUGCUCUCAUCCCUGCAGCUCAAGUGCUAUAAGAAGCCUGACCUGGAGAGGUAUGAGGCACAGGCGCAUGGCCACAUGAAGCCCCUGACAGCAUCCCAGGUCAGUGUGCACAUAGGCAUGGAUGACAGGCGGCGGGACUCCCCCAGGGCCACACCAUGGGACCAGGUCAGCUAUGUCAGCCAGGUGUCGCUGUCCUCCCUGACGUCCGACAAGCCAUCUCGGCACAGCACUGCAGCGGACGAUGGUGGGGACAAGUGGUCUCUGCUCCUGAAUGACAAGGAUGAGGAGCAGUACAUCUGAUGACUUCAGGCGGGCGGGCCGGGGCAGGGACUUGCCUCCACUCACCACAAGCUGAGCAGGACAGCCAGCAGCAGGAUGGGCUGAGCUAGCCUCCAGCUUUGGGGACUUCCACUCCCUGGAUAUGUCCAGUCAUCCUGCCCUGCAGCACGCGGCCUUGUCUGGGUGCAGCUGGGCUUGGCCUGGAGAGGACGGCCCUGCCUGCCUCUUGGCCUCACAGGACCGUCAGCAUGGGCUUUGUCUUGGACUCUAGUCCUUGGCUGGACUGUAGAAGGUGAGAGGCAAGUCACCCUCCUCACAGACCUCUGCUUGGAGUAUUUAGGAUGACUGCUAUGAAAUGGAGAACAGUUUCAUCAUGACCAAAAAACCUCACUGGGCCUCUCCAGAGAACUGCAGACCUCACUGUCAGGCUCUUUCUGAUGACGCGUGUCUGUGUGCAUCGUGUUUCUGAGACCACAGUUUACCUCAGGUGUGCCUGUUGCUUUCUUCCUGCACAGUCUGUUCCUUUUCUCUCCUGUGUGCUUGUCAGUGGGGACCCCUCGCAACCCUGCCUGUCACCUGGGAGGGUGGGACCAAUGUCCUUGUGGUCUUUGCUGCUGCUCUCAGGUGCUUCUCCAAUGCUCUGGAGUGUGCAUUUCAGCUUGAACCUGCUUCCUGGCUUGCACAUCCCCAGCCAGGGAGCUUGCCACACUCUUCUUCAAGUUGAGGAGAGUUCUUUUUUGCUUAAAGCCCCCUUCUCCAUGGAGUGGUGGCUUCUCAGUAGAGUGUUGUUGCUGACCAGCUGGAGUGAGGGUCUCAGGGCCUGACCUGAGAGUCCAGACUCGGCUUCCUGUGGGGUCUAGGUUCUCGCGAUUCAGGACGUCCUUCCAUAUCCCUGCCCAGCCUGUGGUGCUUGAAACAUUUGCCCCAUGGGAGACGUAUGUGUGCAGGAGCCUCCCUGCACGGCCCAAGGGGCUUUGUUUUCAGUCUUCUGACUGUCACCUCAUGGGGUUCAGUAGAGAAUUCAUGUCACUAGCGCCUGGCCUUGUGUGGCUUGGAGGAAAUGGUACUGCCCAAAUAGGAGGGAAACACAGCCUCCCUGAGCCUGCAUUCUGCACGCUGCCCAGGAGCUUCAGAAAAGGAGUGGCCACAGCACCCCAAAGGGAGCAUCUGUUUACCUGGCAGUGGCUCUCAGAGCAGCAGAACGGGUUCAGUUUUAGACUCUGAAGUUGGUUGUGAUUGACAGAACCCCUUGGGAGCAAACUAGUAGAGUUGGAUUAAAUUCUGGGUGAAACCCUUUUCUCCCACACAAAAUAGUUUUAGUGAUUUUUUUCAGUGUCCAUUACUUGCCAGGGGCAGUUUUAGCAGCACUUUUGAUAGAUUACGUCUAAUCCUCCCAACUAACCAGCAAGGUAGCUGUUACUGUCCACAUUUUACAGGCAAGGAAACAGGCUCUAAGAGGCUGAGGACUUUGCCCAGGAUGACAUAGCCAAUGGACAAGCUGUGUCUGUCAGCUGUGAAGGCUUCACUCUAAUUGUCCUUCUACCUUGAAUAGACGUUUUCCUGAUAAGAAUAAACAAGGAAAAGGUCUUUGCCUCCUGGAAGAACAAAUCUACCAGGUGAUCUAUUCAUUGUUUCAACUCAGAAUGCACUUGAUUCAGGAGGUCAUCUGACCUUCACCUUGGAUGGUUAGUUUCACUUUUUACAUAUAGUUUUUGCAGGGUUUUAUUUUACAAAAUCCAAGCGAGCGGCUGAUUGUGUUUUCGUUGUUUUCAGCCCCCCACUCCAGCCCGCAGCACGUUUCCGCUAUCCGUCAGUAAUUGUGUCCUCUCUUUAUGCUUGCUUGGGGAAUGUUGUUUUCUGACUAGGUCAUUAUCUAAAUUCUUUAGGUCAUUAUCUAAAGAAUCUAAUUCUGUUGAUUUUUAAAACUUUUAGGACCAUAAACAUUGUGUUCAUAUAUGGACAUGGAAAUAUUUAUAUAAUUUUAUAGAAAAUAACCUUUUAGAUGGUCAAAGUGUAAGGAAUUUUUUUGUCAGAUAAUCAUUUCUACUUCAAAAACAUUUCAUGCAACAUUAGAAUAAAGUUCCUGUCAUUCCUCCAGAAAUCUGCCUGUGAGUGAGAUGCGUGGUCAGAGGCCAGUGCCGUCCUGUCUUCACGAGGGCUUCUGUGAGGCACUGGCUUGGCUUCAUGUCUUUUUAGGGGGCAGAGGAGGAUAGGAUUUUAACAGCAGGGGAAAUGAGGGUGGGCAGAGCCCCCUUGAUCUGCCAUCCCCAGCACUGGCGUGAGUCCCUUUCUCUAAUGCAGGCCUGCUUCAGCGGAGUGUGGGGAGAAUGCUGAAAGGCAGCUCCUGUCAAAGUCCCUGCCCCGCUGGAUCGGACACAGGCUUAAAUUACUGCAGCGUUUGCACCCCUCUGUUCUAGGGCGAGUGUCUGCAGAAGGCUGUUCUCAAACACAUCUCAAUCAGGAGGGAUAUGUUGUGGGUUCCUUGGCCUUGAAGGAGUGGGUCAGGAGGAGGAGCAGAAAAAUCUUGACUAGUAGGCUCUGCUGGGAAAGCUCUGUGGGCAUCUUGGGGUGGCCGGGGGGUGUAAGUGAGCCACACCUGAAGGGAGUUGACAGUGUAAUCUUCACCCACACCAGGACACUUUGAAGAGUGGAAGGAGGCACUAUGAAUAGUUAUGCCAGGACAACUGGCCUAAACCGGGACUAUCCAGGCAAACUGGGACGAGCACUCACCUUCCUUCAAAGGGAAAUAGACAUUGUGACGUCUCCAUUGACACAGACUACAUACUUUAGAACCUUGCCUGAUCAUAGGUUCCAGAGACAUGCUGGUGGCGUAGUCCUUUAUCAUAUUUCAAGGUUCCCCCCCAUAUCCACAUCUUGGUACCUACACAUCUCUGUCAAAUCAUUGAGGUGAUUAUCUCAUGGCUCAAUGUGACUGCAUAGCUAGAUUGCCAGCCCCGCCCCCCAGCAUACCCUGGAGGACUUCGUGCCAUGCGUGCUUGACUGUUUUUCCGGAUGCCUGGGUACACAAAUUUCAUGUUGUGUACAUGUCCCAUUGUGAAAAGUGAGGGUGAUACCACCUUAGGAAGGGAUCCCAUUUCUUUAGAAGAUAGAUUCUUUCUUUUUUUUUUUUUGUUAUACUUUAAGUUCUAGGUACAUGUGCAGAGCAUGCAGGUUUGUUACAUGGUUAUACAUGUGCCAUGGUGGUUUGCUGCACCCGUCAACCCAUCAUCUACAUUAGGUAUUUCUCCUAAUGCUUUCCCUCCCCUAACCCCUCACCCCUCAACAGGCCCCAGUGUGUGAUGUUCCCAUCCCUGUGUCCAUGUGUUCUCAUUGUUCAUCUCCCACUUACGAGUGAGAAUGUGUGGUGUUUGGUUUUCUGUUCUUGUGUUAGUUUGCUGAGAAUGAUGGUUUCUAGCUUCAUCCAUGUCCCUGCAAAGGACAUCAACUCAUCCUUUUUUUUUUUUUUUUUUUGAGACGAACUCAUCCUUUUUUAUGGCUACAUAGCAUUCCAUGGUGUACAUGAGCCACAUUUUCUUUAGUCUAUCAUUGAUGGGCAUUUGAGUUGGUUCCAAGCCUUUACUAUUGUGAACAGUGCUGCAAUAAACAUAGUGUCCAUGUGUCUUUAUAGUAGAAUGAUUUAUAAUCCUUUGGAUACUUUCUAAAACUUGAUCACAUUUUCCUGAUAUAUUCCUCAGGCAGAAUAAAUCACAGCAUUCCAAAUAACUUUUAGUCUUUUAAGACCUUAGUGAAGAAUUGUGAUGGGAUUACCUUUUUAAUAAACAAAUGCAGUAAUUCUCAUUUUUUUUCAAAAAUGACAUCUGGAAAUUGACAUGUUAGAAAAUAGAUUCUCAAAUUAUUCUGCUAGAUUACCAAGGAAUCAAGAUUAAUAAAUAAAAACUUUUUUAUUGAAGAUUAAAAAUAAAAACUUAUUUUUUAUAAAUCUAGCAUAGACCAAAAUCAGCCAAUCAAAUAGUUUAAUUAGAAAGAGAUUAUUUGAAUUGCAGGGGUUUUUUUUUGCUCUAAAAAAUUAUGACGGUGUUUUAGUAGGUAAAUUUCCUAAUGUGUAUACAAUUGAGUUAGACAAUUUUUAUUUGCAUACAUUUUUCUUAAUUGCAUCUUUGUUUUAAAAAAAAACAAGGAACGUAUGUGCAAAGAAAUGCUUCAAGCAGCCACUUAUGCUGACAGUCAGUUUCCCUUUGCAGAUUACCUUGAUGUGUGAGGAAGCUGAUUUGGUAUUGGAAAGUAUUGUGGAGCUAGGAGGAAUCAAACUGCUCUAUUUUCUUCAUUUUCAAACUCACCUUGGGCAGGCACGUAAACACCAUUGUGCAGGCUUUCAUUCCAGAGGGAGAUGUCUACUUUGCUGUUUUUCUUUGUGUGAAGACAAUGACAGUGGUUGAAAUUACAGGAUAGAAUAUGAGAAUGCCAAGUAAUGCUGUGAAAUCCCAGAAUCUCCUUUAUUCAGGAAGAUGAAUAAACAGAGAUGUAAAACCAUCUAAGGGCUAAAAUGAAAAGAAUUAAUGGAAAUUUAACAUUUUUGCCAUUUGAAAUGGAGAUGGCUAUUAACUGUUCUCAAUUUAAACAUAAUAACUGCUUAUAGCAAAAAAUUAAGCAUAUAGAAAUAUAGAAAGUGGGGGAGAAAGGCAAAUCCUCCCUAGCCUCAAAAGGAAAGCCAGUGAACAUGACUUCAUGGAGGGAUGUCCUUUGUGGAUGGACCACAUUGGGACAUGGAGGGAGCAAAGCCUUCCUUCUCCUUGUUGACCAACACCUGACCAAGUGGCAGCCAUCUGAGACAGAGGUGCUGCAGUGGCCUCAGAGAGGCCUGUUGAGAGCAGAUCCAGGUCCUGGUCAGGUCAGGGGACAGACAAUGCUCAGAUACCUCCAGGCUGCUGAGUGCUGGGUGCCUGGGCAGGUUCUGUCACUCAUCUUGCCUGUCUGACCAUCCUCACAGUGGCACUAAGAGCUAUUUGCAUAACUGUCCCAUUUCCACAGACGGGACCAAGCCUCAGGUUGUUCAGCUGACUGUCCAGGACACAGAAGGGGCGUUCAAACCCAUUUGGCAUUGGCACUAAAGCCUGUAAUCUAUUAUGCUCCCUCUGGAAAGCUCCCUCUUCCUCCCAAAGGUGAAUGCUGGUGCUUUCCUUAGGAGGAGAAUCUGUGCUUCCUCAGCAUCCCUUGGUCCCCUUACGUGGACAAGAAAGGUGUCCUUUGGCAGGACAGUGUGGCUUAUCUCAAGAGCCACCCUGUGUCUAUCUGACCAAAACAACCUCCUAGUCUGCAGCUAGAGCCAAUUUAAUCAUUUUUAUAUGCAUCUGGAAAUGCAAGUAUCAGAAGGAAAACAUGGGAGAAGGGGAAGAGCACGAGGCUGGAGGUUAGCUCUGCCACUGGAUACCUCCAUGCUACAAUAUAUGCAACACCUGUACUUGCAGCCCAGGGUUUUAGAGCCUCAGACAUGCAUUUAGUGCAGAGUGCAUGUUAGGAUGACUCGACAGUCAACGUAUUUCUUUUUAUCGUCAUGUGCAUCUGAGCUUCAUGUUAAAUAUUCUUGCAAGUUUAUAUAACUUUUUUUUUUUUUUUGAGAUGGAGUCUCACUCUGUCCCCAGACAGGAGUGCAGUGGCACAAUCUCAGCUCACUGCAACCUCCGCCUCCCAGGUUCAAGUGAUUCUCCUGCCUCAGCCUCCCAAGUAGCUGGAACUACAGGCAUGCACCACCAUACCCAGCUAAUUUUUGUAUUUUCAGUAGAGACGGGGUUUAACCAUGUUGGUCAGGAUGGUCUCAAUCUCCUGACCUCGUGAUCCGCUCAUCUUGGCCUCCCAAAGUGCUGGGAUUACAGGCGUGAGCCACCACACCCGGCCUGGAUAACUUUUUUUAAGGCUUGAACAUUUUUUAAAAGAAAAGGUUUUUAAAGGGCUCACAGUAUUUUUGAUGGCUCCAAAGCUCCAUGUUCUGCCUCCUGUGUCUGGGUCUACAGGACUCCACCUCAAACCCCUGGACAGAAAUCUGUCUUCAGCAGUUGAUUACAAAGCUAGUACCCUGGUAGCUUAGAAAAUAGAUCCUCACCAAAGCCCCGGGGGCCACUUUACAAACUGCUCCGGACCUCUGUUUUCUCAUCUGUUUGAUAAGAACUGCUGUCGUUACUGCCUUGAGCUAGGAGGAUGGAAGGGGCAGUCCACAGGAAACCCGCACACAAGUGCAAGGUACGCAGUGGCCACAGGCGAUCUCAACAGGCAGUGAAUGUGUCAUGCCGUCUCCCUCAGAUCAUCCUACCUCUUCGCAAUUGAGUGCAGUCGGGGCCUCAGCCUUCUCGUCUGCACAAAUGGGGAUAAUAAUACUUCCUGUCUCACAGCACUGCCAUGAGGGUAUGAUGAGGUCGUCUGAGUAAAGCACUUAGAAUAGUGCCUGACACAUCCGGAGUGCUCAAGAAAUGCUAGUGGCUGUUGUCAUCGUUGCUGUUAAGAGUGAUGAUGUCUGUAUUCUAGGAAAAAAAAAAACCAAAAAAAAAAAAACACCUCAGCCUUUGUUCCCGGAGCAGGUAAAAGCCAUCUUUCUAUAUUGGGCCAAAGGAAGUUCCUAUUUUGGGGUCUGCUGCUAAGACUUAGUGGACUGAUAACAAAAGUUUGCCUUUAAAAAGAGCUGCAUUUGUCCAGUUACUGGACACCAGGCCAGACCCCCAGUUCUCUUGUUUCUUGGUGGUCUUUGCAUGUGUCUUCCACCUCAGUGUGCCCUGGGUCUAGUGGAAGACCACGGAAUGUAGGGGAGGUUAACAGCACUGGCCUUGGAGUUGGGCAGACCUGAGUUCCAAACCCGACUGUACCCCUUAAGGAAGUCACUCACCAUUCUGGGCUUCUGAAUCGGUGUAAAAUGAGUUCACUGCUG